AUGUCAUUUUUAAAAAUUAUUGUUCAAAAUUUAAAUGAAAAGAAUUGUAUUUAUACAGAACUGCCACCAAAUUAUUGGGAUUUACUAAAUGUAUUACAAUACAAUGUAGCAGAUCAUUUUAGCUUUUCAAAAUAUUGGUUAGAUAGCGAAAAUGAUAAAAUUCCAGUAACUAAUGAAGUUUCAUACAAAAUAUUUUUAAGCAUUUCCCAACAUAAAAAGUUAUUCUUAGAGAAAAAAACUGUGGAAGAAAAUGGAACGAAAGAGAUCACAAAUUUAAAUGACAAUUCUUUAGAUGUCAAAGAAUCCAAAAUAAAUUCAUACGAAAACGAUUAUAAUCCGUUUUGUAAUAUUCAUUUAGAUAUUAAAUGUGAUGGUUGCGGUAUUCAACCAAUAAUUGGUUUUCGUUAUCAAUGCUUAACAUGCGAAAAUUAUAAUUUAUGUUUAUAUUGUGAAAAUCAAUAUAUACACAACAUUCACAAAAUGAUGCGUUUACCUAGUAAUGCUAAAAAACGGAAAUCAAAGAAAACUGCUAACACAGAAACAAAUAGCACUGAAUAAGUAAAAUGUUAAAUAAGAUUUAAAUUAAGAUUAAUAUAAAAAUCUAUGGUG
This is a messenger RNA of Condylostylus longicornis, 609 nucleotides long. Its product is annotated as protein ref(2)P-like. The transcript has 2 exons. Lineage: Eukaryota; Metazoa; Arthropoda; Insecta; Diptera; Dolichopodidae. Gene Ontology annotation, molecular function: K63-linked polyubiquitin modification-dependent protein binding; zinc ion binding; protein kinase C binding. Gene Ontology annotation, cellular component: amphisome; aggresome. The record is from RefSeq and is a predicted model, not a curated record. Gene Ontology annotation, biological process: mitophagy; endosome organization; aggrephagy. Bases 1 to 558 code for a protein of 185 amino acids.